Messenger RNA from Truncatella angustata, 1569 nucleotides. RefSeq names its product major facilitator superfamily transporter. Gene Ontology annotation, molecular function: transmembrane transporter activity. Bases 1 to 1569 code for a protein of 522 amino acids. Lineage: Eukaryota; Fungi; Ascomycota; Sordariomycetes; Amphisphaeriales; Sporocadaceae. The transcript is spliced from 3 exons. Gene Ontology annotation, cellular component: membrane. The record is from RefSeq and is a predicted model, not a curated record. Gene Ontology annotation, biological process: transmembrane transport.
AUGGCAGAGCACGAUGUCGAAUUGUCGGCAAGAGAUACCAAGAGCAUCCAGCACCAUGCCAACUACGAAGAUGCCAUCGGCAGCGACGGGAAAGCAGCCGUCUUCAAGGGGCAGAUUGAUCCCGUCUACGAAGCGAAGGCAAACGUGCUGAACAGAGCUAUCCAAGAAAUUGGAAUGGGAAGAUACCAAUGGCAACUGUUCACGGUAGUGGGUUUCGGUUGGGCGUCUGAUAACCUGUGGCCUAUCGUCACAUCACUUAUUCUGACACCCAUCAUCAACGAGUUCCAUGUACGAAGAGGACCACUUCUGAGUUUGGCCCAAAAUAUCGGUCUUCUUGCCGGUGCCAUCUUCUGGGGCUUCGGAUGUGACAUCUUCGGCCGUAAAUGGGCUUUCAACUUGACACUCGGUCUGGCCGCCUUCUGGGGUAUGAUUGCGGCUUCCGCGCCCAACUUUGCUGCCAUUGGGGUAUUCGCAGCCCUCUGGUCGUUUGGAGUGGGUGGUAAUCUUCCGGUGGACUCCGCCAUCUUUCUCGAAUUUCUUCCAGGAUCCCAUCAAUAUCUUCUCACCAUCCUGUCUGUUGAUUGGGCCAUUGCCCAAGUGAUUGCAACUCUGGUCGCGUGGCCACUCUUGGGCUAUAUGACCUGUCAGGAAACCGAUGCGGAUUGUACACGACAGGAGAACAUUGGUUGGAGAUACUUCAUGGUCGCAAUGGGUGGCUUGACCCUCCUCAUGUUCAUUAUUCGUUUCGUCUUCUUCAAGAUAUAUGAGUCCCCCAAGUACUUGAUGGGAAAAGGCCGCGACGAGGACGCCGUGAGCGUUGUCCAGGAAGUCGCCAGACGAAAUGGCAAGACGAGCUCACUCACAAUCGAUGACUUGAAGGCAUGCGAGCCUGAAGGCUAUGUGCACCAGACACAAGCCAGCGACGCCGUCAAGCGCAGGAUGCAACUGAUCAGCUUGGAGCACGUACGGCCGCUUUUCGCAACAAGGAAGCUGGCUUGGAGCACCAUUGGCCUCAUGUUGACAUGGGCAUUCAUUGGGUUAGGUUAUCCUCUUUACAAUGCUUUCCUCCCUUACAUCCAAGCCACCCGGGGGGUCGACUACGGCGACGGCUCGACCUCGAUUACCUACCGCAACUCGCUCAUCAUUGCUGUUCUCGGCGUACCCGGUGCCAUAAUAGGCGGCGUUCUGGUCGAGGUGCCUCGUCUGGGCCGCAAAGGCACCCUGUCGAUAAGCACAGCGCUCACCGGCGUGUUUCUGUAUUGCUCGACCACCGCGACGAGUUCCCAGUCGCUGCUCGGCUGGAACUGCGCCUUCAGCUUCACCAGCAACGUCAUGUACGCAGUUCUCUACGCGUUCACCCCCGAGGUCUUCCCUACGAGGGACAGGGGUACCGGCAACGCGCUCACGGCCACGGCGAACCGCGUCUUCGGCAUCAUGGCGCCCAUCGUGGCCAUGUACGCAGACUUGUCGACUUCGGUGCCCGUCUAUGUCAGCGGCGCGCUGUUCAUCGUUGCUGGGAUUGUAGUCUUGACGCUGCCGUUCGAGUCGAGGGGAAAGGCGAGCUUGUGA